Messenger RNA from Lasiodiplodia theobromae, 1269 nucleotides. Its product is annotated as Chloroperoxidase. The record is from RefSeq and is a predicted model, not a curated record. The transcript has 5 exons. The coding region runs from base 1 to 1269 and encodes 422 amino acids. Gene Ontology annotation, molecular function: peroxidase activity. Lineage: Eukaryota; Fungi; Ascomycota; Dothideomycetes; Botryosphaeriales; Botryosphaeriaceae.
AUGCCUUCCUCCUGGCUUUCGUUGGGCGCCGCUGCUCUUGCGGGCCAAGCCGCCGCCUUCCCGGCCCUGGCUGACCAGUACGCUGCACAAUCAUCCCAGAAGGAGAAGAGAGUGAAUGGAAUCAGCCCGGGUUUCGAUGCUGAAGCGCAGAGAAUUGAUGUCUCUGGUGAGCACGCCUUCGUGCCCCCGGGACCCGGCGACAAAAGAGGUCCUUGUCCAGGCCUCAAUGCUCUAGCCAACCAUAAUUAUUUGCCUCACGAUGGCGUAGCAACCAUCACACAGUUCGUCGAAGCCACAAAUCAAGUCUAUGGCAUGGGUGUUGAUCUGGCCACCUUUCUUUCCAUCUACGGCGCCGUCAUGGACGGUAAUGGCAUCAGCUGGUCUAUCGGAGGUGCACCGGAAACAACGGACCUACUUAACCUUCUCACCCAGCCCCAGGGAAUUUCCGGCUCUCACAACAAAUAUGAAACGGACGCCAGUCCGACUCGCGGAGAUUUAUAUCAAUACGGAAACAACUUCGCCGUCGUCCGUUCCCAAUGGGACGCCCUCUUCGCCAAACAAUCAGGCGUCCCCAACGCGCAAUCCAACUACGGCCUCGGUCUUCUGACCGAUUUCCGCGAGGAACGCUUCCAGCAAAGCAUUUCCUCGAACCCGUACUUUUUCAACGCCCCCUUCUCCGGUGUAGUCGUGCAGCCGGCCGCGUACACCUUCAUCUACCGGUUCAUGGCCAACAAGAGUGCCGAGAACCCCGAAGGUGUGUUGACCAAAGAGGUCCUCAAGAGCUUCUUCGGCUUCACCGGGCCCGACGACGACAUGGUGCACAACCCGGGCUGGGAGCGGAUCCCCGAAAAUUGGUACAAGAGGGCGUUGGGCGACGAAUACACUAUUCCAUUUUAUGCGUUAGAUCUCAAUGCUGCAGCAUUGCAACAUCCGCAGUUCUUGGACAUUGGCGGGAACACCGGCACACCCAACUCCUUCACUCCCAUCGACCUUCAGAACCUCACCGGCGGCCUCUACAACGCCCAAACCCUCCUCGACGGCAACAACCUCGCAUGCUUCGGCUUCCAAGCCGCCGUCCAGUUUGCCCCCGAUCUGCUCAAGGGCCUUGUCAAGGAUCUUGCCGGCGCACUCGGCCAGCUGGGAGAUGCUCUGACGAGCGCUAUAAGCGGGCUCGGGUGUCCACAGUUGGGCGGGGAGGCUUGGGAUGAGGGCAGCCUGGCGCAAUUUCCGGGAUGGACGAAAUUGAAGGAUGAUGGGACCUACCCGUAA